This is a messenger RNA of Symphalangus syndactylus (siamang), 9582 nucleotides long. It is a transcript of the gene CFAP47, whose product is annotated as cilia and flagella associated protein 47. NCBI's taxonomy places the organism in Eukaryota, Metazoa, Chordata, Mammalia, Primates, Hylobatidae. Gene Ontology annotation, biological process: sperm axoneme assembly; cilium assembly. The record is from RefSeq and is a predicted model, not a curated record. Gene Ontology annotation, molecular function: protein binding. Gene Ontology annotation, cellular component: cilium.
GCAGCCAUGAACACCCAAAGGGGUUCCCUCGUCCGCCGGGAUAUGGAUAGCUCGGGGAGAGACAUGCAGCUGCGGGUGAUCUCCGCUGAGGUGAAGUUCCUGGACACGAUGGCCGGGAGGGUGUACCGCCUCCCAAUUACUGUGCAUAAUCUUUGCCGCUGGAACCAGAAAAUCCGAUUUAAGGAGCCCAUGAAGCCACAGUUCAAACUGAUGUUGACCAGUCUGGAUAAGGAACUUGCUUCUGGCCUUCAGAUGACAGCUAUGGUGGAAUAUCAUCCUGAUAAAGACGAAGACACUUUUGACCGACUACUUAUUUCAACAGAAAAUAAAACAACAGAAUUUCCUCUAAUUUGGUUGAUUCCAUCCUGUCAAUUGGAAAUCGAAUCAGUAGUUAAUUUUGGCACAUUGAUUGCCAAUAGUAAAGUAUAUUCUAAAGAGAUUACUAUCACUAACCAUGGCAAAGCUCCAGGCAUAUUUAAGGCAGAAUACCACGGCCAAUUACCUAUCCUCAUUUUUCCAACUAGUGGUAUCGUGGAUGCUAAGUCAUCAAUGGUUAUUAAAGCAGAUUUCUGUGCAGACCAGCCAAGAAUUGUAGAUGAAGAGGCAAUAGUGAUUUUGCAAGGCCAACCUGAGAUGCUCUUGAGUAUCAAAGCUCAUGUGGUUGAGCAGAUUAUUGAAUUAUUAAACAUGAGUAGUAACAGAAGGCUGGAAUGCAUACACUUUGGUCCUGUUUUCUUUGGAUCAUCAAAAAUUAAACAUGCACGUAUAUACAAUAAUAGCCUAGAGCCCAUAAAUUGGGUGGCCAUAAUACAAGAUGAUGCCGUGGGAGAAGAAUUGGGUACAGAUAUUCUACAAAGAACAGAUAUUGCUUUAAAUAAUCUCACCUACAUAAGAAAAAUAAAGAACAUAGAUACUACUAUCAUUAUCUCCUGUCUUCCUAAUGAAGGGAAUUUACAACCUUAUCAAAAGACUGUAAUUACAUUUUGUUUCACCCCAAAGCUAAUGGCUGAUGGUAAAAAGGAUACUGGACCUUCAUACAGGCAGGACUAUGCUCUCUUUUUGAGAUUUGAGUCCAUAGGAAGUAAAGAUGGAUUUUUGGGAGAUGAUGACUAUAAAACCAUCAAAAGUGAACGAUUUCAGAAAAUGGAAUUAGCACUGACAGGCACAGGACUUCCUGUUUUACUACAGUUUGAUCCAGGACCAGUUCUUAAUUUUAAACCUUGUUUCAUGGGUGAACGUUCAGAAAUUCAGUGUAUCAUAAAAAAUCUAUGCGAAUUACUUCCUGUGACGUACCACUUUAAAAAAAUUGCAAAUUUUGAAAUUGAUCCUGAAAACGGCAAGAUUAAUGGAGGGGGUAUGGUGGAUGUGAUGUGUUCAUUUUUUCCACAUCAACUUGGAGUCUUCAAAGUGAAGCAGAUGAUGGAGAUUAUUGGUUUAGUGGCAGAAGAAGAUUUGCAAUCUUUAUCAGUAAAAUCUUUCCAUCACGUAUAUUUAGCUUUCAACAGCAUCUGCAAAGCUUCCACCAAGAAAGUUGUGAUGAAAUUUGAUCCUGGUAUAUUGCCUUCGAUGCAUAAUCCCACGGGAAAGUUUGUGGUCAAAGACUUGGCAAAAUGCAAGAAUUAUGCACCUGUAGCAAUGCUUCAAUCAGCCAUGACACGCACUCACAAUCAUCGCUCAUGUGAAGAGCUAGUGAAGGAUAUGCUAUUAGCCUUUCCCAAUGACCGAGCUGCGACUAUCAGGUCUAAAGACCAUCAUAAACAUUUCAGGCCAAUUUUCACAAAAGUUCCAAGAUUUAACUAUGUGAAUCAUGAUUUUGCAUAUACUACAUUUAAAAAACAGCAAAAGAAAUUACAUGAAAACUAUUAUGCAAUGUAUCUUAAAUAUUUAAGAAGUGUGCGCUUGCAGAAGAAACAAGCAGAGAGGGAGUGCAUGUAUUCAUAUGAUGAUACAGACAUAGGCUUAGAGCCAGGAUCAGGUCUAAAGUCACCCUGACUCUCCGAAGUGGAAAUAGAAGAGGAGCUGUCUUCAGCAGCGAAUUCAAUCAGAGCGAAUCGAUUGUUAACCACCAGGAGUAUAGCAUCUCAGGAGGAAGAGUCCGUGAGAAGAAAGGUUCUCAAAGGACUUAAAUCAGAACCAUCCACACUGCAGGAAAAACAUGAUUGCAGCUUAAUUUUGACACCAAAGCAAAUUCAUCAAGUAAUCGUUGGGCCUUCUGUCCUUAACUUUGGUGAUAUUUGUGUGAACUCUCCAAAUACUCAUCUACUUCAUGUUAUUAAUAUGCUACCUAUGCAUGUUUUGCUCCAGUUAGAUACUGAUUUAGAAGAACUUUGGAAGACCAACCAAUUUUCUGUGAUUCCACCUACAUCCAGUACUUAUAUUUCAAUGAUAUUUGAAUCUCCCACCACUGGAAAAUUUUGGAAGUCUUUCACCUUUACAGUGAACAAUGUACCCAGUGGACACAUCCUAGUGAUGGCAGUUGUCCAGCUAGUAACACUUGAGCUAUCUUCUAAUGAGCUAGUAUUGAGACCACGAAGCUUCUUCAUGAAAACAUGUUUUCGGGGGACAGUUAGACUGUAUAAUCUUCAGAAUUGUUGUGCUCAGUUUCAAUGGCAACCCGUAAACACAGGAAGUGGGAUAGCAUUUUCUAUUUGUCCAGCUAAAGGCACUGUUGAAGCAUACUCCUCACUGGAAUGUGAAGUAACAUGGCAGCAGGGCUUCAGUUCUCCAGAAAAAGGAGAGUUUAUUCUUCAUGUCUUUCAAGGAAAUGCAUUGAAGCUAAAAUGUGUUGCACAUCUUGUUCGCACCAAGGUUUAACUUUUGCAGCCAAGGAUACUCUUUCGUAAUUUCCCUCAAGGUUUAACAACUUGGAGGAAAGCCAUUCUUCAAAAUGUAGGACAAAACCAUGCUUAUUUCAAGGUUUGUAGUCAGAGUCUUUUGCCUAUCAUUAAUAUUAUUCCAUCACAAGGAAUAGUUCCAUUUGGGGGAAUAACUGUUCACAAUAUCUCCUGUAAACCCACUGUGGCAGAAAAGUUUGAUACAAGAGCAAAGGUUUCUAUUCGUCAUGCUAUAGACCUUAGGAUUGGUGGAUCUGCUAAAAUUGCUGAUGUAGAAAUCAAUCCUGAUGUAUUUAAUUUCAGUGGCGCCUAUAUUGGUGGUACCCAGAUUAUUCCAUUUGUAAUAAAAAACAAAGGUAUAACACGUGCCAGAGUGGAGUUUAAUCUAAAAGACUUUCCAGAUUUUUCAAUGGAUCUUAAAGACAAAUCAGAAGAAUUUAAAGACCCUGCAUUUCCUUAUAUAUAUUCUUUGGAAUUAGAGGAAAAUACAUCUCUGGAAUGUAGCAAAACAUUUUCUCCCAAAGAAGUGACAGUAGUUGAAUUUAUCAUUGAAGUUCAGAUUAAUUUGUCUUCAAAGCUCUACACUAAAUAUUUGUCCAGUUCUCCUUUGAAUCCAAAAACAGUACUACUUAUCCGACCAUGUUAACGUUCAAGCUACUGGUAUUAUAUUUAUGUUCCUCUCACAGCAUUGCAAUCACCAUUGAACUUAUCUAGUACUAAGUUUGUAUUUGAAAUCCCUUUACAUGAGAUGAACCCUAAUAACAAGGUCACAAAAACUCAGAAUCUUGUUUUAUAUAAUAUUACCAAACACCAUGUGACAUGGACUUUGGAUCUUAGUAAUACUGGCAAACUUUUCAAAGAUGGCACAUUCAAGUUCAGUGUACUGAAUGGGAUUCUACGACCAAAUGAAAAGUAUAAUGUUUCCAUAAGUUUCUGUCCAAAUCAUCCUGGGAAAUACACAGCAGAUAUUCCUAUGCUUUUAAAUUGUAUUCCAGUUUGCUAUAGAAUAUUAUGUCUUACUGGAGAAGUAAAAUCAGCAGAGUUAUUGUUUGACCCUCCAUUUAUAUUUUUCACUCCUGUUCCUUUGGAUGCAACAACUGUGGUGGAUAUCAACAUUUUACCUCAAAACUAUUUCAGGGACACACUCAGUCCACCCUCAAGUCCUAGGCAUGUGGUCACAUCCUCACAACAUGGUAUAGAACUAAUUCAAGGCCAGAAGUAUACCAUCUCUCAGACUUCUCUGCUUCUGACUUUCAAACCCUCUUUUGUGAUCUCAACUGAUUAUUGUGUGCCAUGGUGGUUUGCUGCACAGAUCAACUCAUCACAAAGGUUUUCACUUCCAGUUACUGCAACAGCAGAAAACUGCAUUCUUACUAUUUACCCAUAUAUGGCAGUUCAUCUGGAUAAGCAAAACAUUAUUUUAAAGAAUGAUAAGGAUGAGUAUCUUAAGAAGGAUGCUAAAUCACCCUCUCCUGCUUCAAUUAAAAAGACAUACACCACUAGCAAAUUCAACGAUGCUGAACCUGCAAAGGGAAACUUAUUUAUUGGAGUGGAAGUACUGCCUGAAAAUUUGCGCUUGGAUGAAAGUGAAACAUCAAAGGAAGAUGAUAGAUCUAUGGAAAAGGAAAAAUAUGGACAAUUCCUUUCUCUUGAAGAAGGAACAAAGGCACACUACUUUUUUGAGAAGGUUGUAAAUGCAACACAGACCUGGUUCAGUCUCUUUGGCUGGCCUGAAGGACCCCAUUCUUUUUCUAUUCCAGAGACUAUAAGAAGGGAUGUAUAUAAAAUGCAAUUCUACUCAUCAACCUCGCCACCCCAAAAGUUUUCCAGACAGAAUGACUUUUCCAAAUAUAAUAAGACCAUUUAUGAUGUGCUGCUCCAUUUGAGUGGAAAAAUGCCACCUGGAAUUAAUUCAAGUCAAUCUUUACCUGUAGAUAACCAUGAAAAAAGGGUAAUUCAACUCCAUUUACAACAUUCCUCACUUCUGGACUUUCUCAAUGCUCAAGGAGGAUGUGUUUCACAUGUCCUGCCAGAAUUUUUGCUUGCACCAGAAGAUUGUAAGAGGUGGAUUGAAAUUAUGUCUUCCACUGAUACGAUGCCUGUGGGUUCCUGUACACCUAAGAAAACUUCUAUUGUUAUAGAAAUGUCUAAAUUUGAAGCCUGGAGUAAACGGGCAUGGACAGAUGUAUUUCUACAGAUAUACAAGGUUUUGGUUCUAUCCCGUGUAGUACCAUACUGCAGCAAUAAUAUGCCCCCAAUAUGUGUGCAAAAUACACCAAAAGUCAAUCCUUGUUUUGCAUCCAGCAACAUAUAUUCUGAUUCCGAAAGAAUUUCGCUUAGUUGGAUGAACAUAAAUUAUGAGAAUACUCGACAUGUGAUAUGGAAAAACUGUCACAAAGAUGUUAUCCCUUCUGAGAGAUGGAUAGUAAAUUUUGACAGAGACCUUUCAGAUGGUCUUGUUUUUGCAACACAGUUGGGAGCCUAUUGCCCAUUCUUGAUUGAGUCUCAUUUUAUAAAUAUGUACACACAACCAAAAAGUCCUGAAGAGUACCUGCACAAUUGCCUGAUUAUUGUAAAUACUCUUUAUGAAAUUGACUUUGACAUGGAAAUACAGGCCACAGACAUCUGUGACCCAAAUCCAAUCCUGAUGCUCAAGCUUUGUGUCUACAUGUAUGAAAGACUCCCUACAUAUCUCCCUAAGAAGGUGGUGUCCUUUGAAUGUACUGUACGUGACACGGUGCUGAAUAAGAUUCUACUGAAAAAUCCCAGCUCGUGAAACUUAGUAUAUAAUGCUAGAAUUGUUGGAAGAGAUGCUGCUGACUUCUCCCUUUCCCAAAAAGGGAAUGUUGUGACAGUUUCUCCAAGAAAUGAAAUUAUUGUCACUCUGAAAUUCACCAGUCGCUUUAUUCGUCCUGCUGAAGCUUCACUACUAUUAAUUUCAAAACCCAAGAAUGCAGUAAGAGGAAUUACAAUGACUUUUGCUCGUAAAGGCAAAGUCCUCGAUUUUAAAGCCAUUAACAUUAUAAAAUGCGAAAGCCCAUGUUAUCAAUUUCAGAAAAUCACUGUGUAAUGCUGUCACCUCUCAACUGUAAAUGUGAAAAACCCCUUCUAUACGGCUGGGGACUUCAGUGUCAUUUUGGUGGAAUCCUCAACAUUUGUCUCUUCACCAACAAAGUUAACUGAAUCCAGGCAAUACCCGAAACAUGAUGAUGAUAUGAGUAGCAGUGGAAGUGACACUGAUCAGAGCUGUUGCAAUUCCCCAAAUGUCUUACAUACCUCAAUUAAGUCCACUUUUGUCAGAGAGUUCUUUUGCUCCAUGCAUACUGUUCACCUGGGAGUGAAAGGAACUUCAAGCCUAGAGCUCCGCUUUCUUCCCUUUAACAUGCGCGUGCGCUACUGUGUCAUCAUCUUGAGCAACAAAAAGAUUGGACAAUUAAUAUAUGUCGUGGAAGGAAAAGGUAUGACCCCCUUGCCUUCCAGUUGCCUUCCCGUGAAUCUUACUUCUUCAAGUCCAGUUUAUUACAGCAGUACUCGAGAAGAAGGGCCUAAUAAGAAAUAUCCAGUUCUAUAUUUGAAAUGCAAACCCAAUCAAAUCCUGUAUGUGGACCUUAAAUUGCCGAUGACUAAUGAAGCCAAGGAAAAGGCUUUGGCUUUUGCAGCACAGCAACAGAUGUCGAGUAUUGAGUAUGAGCGAAGGUUGAUCACAGACACUCUAGAGAGCAGUAGUAUCCGUGUGGCCAUUGCCCUCCUGGGACUGAUGAAGAUCGAGACUCUUAUGCUCUUUCAGAUCUCAAAGUUGAGGAAGACUAAGACCGUUUCAUACACAACAGAAGUGAGCCUUCCAGAAUAUUUUUAUAUCCCUGAGAAAAUCUACAUUCCUCGGAUUCCAGAGCCUCAAGCAAUUAAACUUUCAAAAACAAAAGCUUCAGAUGGAUCUGUUCCACUUCCUUUGCAGUUUCUUCCCCUCCAACCUGGACGCUACCCUUGUAAAAUUUUAUUGAAAUCAAGAUAUGAUGUGCGUGCCUAUUACGUUGAAGGUAUUGUGAAUGAAGAACAACCAGAGGCCGAAUUUGAGUUUGAAACACCGGCAUUUGAAGCCCUUACUCAGAAUAUUCUAAUAAAAAAUCAAACAAACGAUAAAUGGACAUUUCAAGUUACUAUAGAAGGAGAAUGGUUUUAUGGACCUAUUGAAUUACAUGUUGGACCAAAUGAAAUUGUGGAGUAUCCUCUCACAUUCAAACCUAUUUUUGAAUGUGUCAUUAUGGGUAAACUUAUUCUACAAAAUGAAGUAGAUGGUAUGGAGCACAUCUUUGACAUAAAAGGGGUUGGAAAAAUACCUUUGGCCUUGGAACACAUCACUGUGGAAUGUCAAGUGGGGAAUGCGAUGCAAAAACGUAUAACAUUGUUUCAUUUCACAAAUACUGCCCUAACAUUUAAGGUAACUGCAGAUCUUCCGAUAGUGUGGGGAAAUCCACAAAUUUCCGUGCACCCUUAUAAAGAAAUUCUGUACCUGAUUCAUGUGCGCCCUUGGAAACGUAUAUUGAAAGGUACAAUUACAUUUUCUACUACAAGAAGGAAACAUGAUGAUUAUGAGGAAGACACAGAUCAAGGUCAAGCCCUCUCCUGUCUUGAUUCAAUAACAGAACGGUCUAGCAUUUUGGAUGAUGCAGCCACAUAUGGUAAUUUUAACAAUUUAAGAUUCUGGUAUAAUCUUAAGAUCCAUAGCACUCCUGGACCACCCAUAGAGAUUAUGGAAAUGACAUGUAUUGCUCUGGACAGCACUUGCAUUGAAAUACCUCUCUCUAUUCCAAAAGAUAGAGAUCUUCACUUAGAUGUGCAGUUAACGAGUGCUGCCCUUAAUGGGGAUAACGAAAUUAUCCUGAGUCCACUACAGUGCACCAAAUAUACUGUAUGGUAUUCUCCAGCAGCUACAGGCUAUAGCGAUGAAAGCAUUAUUUUUCAGCCUGAAAUGGCUGAAGAGUUCUGGUAUUUACUGAAAUUAACUAUUGAAUUACCAAAACCAACCACAAUGCCAGAAAUACAGUGCGACCUUGGCAAGCACGUCACUCAGAUCAUUCCUUUAGUUAAUCAUACGCAUGAAACCUUAAAAUUGCAAGCAACAAACGGUAAUCCUGAAAAUUUUGUCCUGGGUAUUAACAGAAAAUCACAACUGAUCAUAUCUCCUCACUCCACCACAGAAUUACCUGUUCUCUUUUAUCCUUCUGCACUUGGAAGAGCUGAUCAUCAAGCUUGCAUCAACUUCUACUGUACUCAGUUUACAGAAUGGAAAUUCUACUUAUCUGGAGUAGGACUAUAUCCCCAGCCUCUAGACACGGAAAGAAUAACCACACGCAUUGGUCUUUGGUCAACUAUUGUUAUACCUUUCAAAAAUCCCACAACGGAAGAUGUCCUCAUUGAUAUAACACUGACAAGUGUGGAACAUCCCAGGAAUCUUGUCCUUGAUCAUUGCCAGGAUAGCUUCAUCUAUGAGAGUUCUGCCUUCAGAUUUGGUUCUCUGAGUGAAAUACAAGGAAUUGCACUGCCUCCUAAAGGAAAUAUAGAUAUCUCAUUGUUAUUUAUACCUCAAAUUAUGAAAUUACACAAAACAAUGGUUAUUAUUGAGAUGAAGAAAGCAAAUGGAAAAUAUUGGCCUAUUGACAAUUUUGAUGAGUUUGAUAUAGAAUUUAAAAGUAUUAUGAGAAUCGACAGCGAAGAAAUCCAAGCAAUACACUGGAUAUACCCUAUUGUUGGACUCCCACAAGCACCACCUCCUAAAUCUCCUCCAGUUGUCAUACAAUGUCAGUCCAGGAAGCGGGCAGAAGAGAAAGUGGAAAUCAUACUGAAUGCUGGUUUUUUCGGAUAUAGUCUUACUCCAGAUCUGACAGAAGUUUUAGUGAUUCCAAAAAGAAAUUCACAUAAUUUUUGUGAGGAUCCCAAUGAAAUUCGUAAAAUACAUGAAUUUGAGUAUGAAAUUCAAUUUGAAUCUGAAGCUAUGAAGUCUAAGUUGGAAUCCUGUGUAGCUUUAUAUAUGAUUGAAAAAUCUUAUGAUAUUAUGGCUAAAAGGAUAACAUUUAUCUUCAAUCUGGUAUUCACACCAAAGAAACCAUUAAGGUCUCACAUAACACUGAAAAUAGAGUGCGUAACAGAAGGGAUCUCGAAGUUUCCCAUAAUGUUGAUCGCUACUGAGCCUGAUACGGAUGCUGUCAUUGACAUUGAAGGAGUUGGUUUAUUUAAGGAAUCUGUUUUUGAACUUAGGCUGAAAAGUCAGACAAGAAAUCUUGAGCCAUUCACUGCACGCUUCCUACCUGGCAGUGAUCUGGAGUUUUUUGUAAAACCUCAGGCUGGAGAACUUCUUCCUUUUAACACAAACGGAACUCUCAUCACUGUAGGAUUUAAACCUCAAAUGUACUCUAGGAAAUAUAAAGCAACAUUAGUAAUACAGACAGAAGAAAUGUACUGGAAGUAUGAGAUCAACAGAUUAUCUCCAACUACCAUGCCACCGAAAAAUGCAAAAGCCAAAAUCGAUGCUACUCACAAGACACAUGACAACAUGCCAGUCCGUCCACGUAAUUUUGUCCGUGAAAAUACUAAACUCAUAAGAACGGGGGUGUCUUCCACCAUCAAGGGUGCUCGUUUGGUGAUGAAGAAUCAAUAAAAUUUUUUUCCAAAAUAUUUCUUGGUCUCAGGUAGAACUUUGAUGACUAUUAUUUCAUCUUUUGGAAUAUUUCUGAGGAAUAAUGGUUUAAUU